AUGCUUUAUGUUAAUGAUCUUAUUAUGUUUGGGAAUGAUUCCGCUACAAUCACUACUUUUAAGCCAUACUCGAGGGACUGCUUCAAAAUGAAAGAUUUGGGCUCUUUGAAAUAUUUUCUUGGCAUUGAGGUUUCCCGGAGUGCUUCAGGUUUAUUUUUAUGUCAACGCAAAUACACUUUGGAUAUUAUCACUGAAGCAGGAUUAUCUGGAGCUAAACCUUGUGGAUUCCCAAUUGAGCAAAAUCAUCGUUUGAGUCUUGCAGAUGGCCCACUCCUCAAGGAUCCCGAGGCAUAUCGUCGCCUCGUAGGGCGGCUUGUUUACUUGGUUGUUACACGCCCUGAUCUUGCUUAUUCCGUACAUGUCUUGUCUCAAUUUUUGCAAGAACCCUGA
Molecule: messenger RNA, 390 nt
Organism: Spinacia oleracea (spinach)
Lineage: Eukaryota; Viridiplantae; Streptophyta; Magnoliopsida; Caryophyllales; Amaranthaceae
Exons: 1
Coding region: 1-390 (129 amino acids)
Source: RefSeq, a predicted model, not a curated record